Messenger RNA from Hypoxylon fragiforme, 876 nucleotides. RefSeq lists its product as uncharacterized. The transcript has 6 exons. Lineage: Eukaryota; Fungi; Ascomycota; Sordariomycetes; Xylariales; Hypoxylaceae. Bases 141 to 818 code for a protein of 225 amino acids. The record is from RefSeq and is a predicted model, not a curated record.
CGUACCGUGUAUGAUCAUCCUGUCGACCAGGGGCUAUUAAUUCCAGGCACAGGACACACGGUUUAAAGCUGUUUUUAAGUACCUGCAUAGAUUCUUCUUAAGGUGCCAAAAUUAGAGUCGACACUUUCAGAAAUAAAUGUAUGCUUAUUUAUAUAGCAUAUUUUAAUUCCGGUCCUUAUUUAGUAUGUUCGAUUAUAAGAUGUGAAUUUCAACUAAACUUUUCCGAUUCUCAUUUUCAUCUAUCAAUAAUAACAGAUAAAAUACAAGAGACAAAAAAAAAGAUGUUGGGACGUUGUUUAUUAUUAAUAUCUUUAGCUUUGCACUUAGGUGCCAUCAGAAGCGUUAAAGCACUACCGUUUUUCACUACCCUUUUUACCGCCCCAACAUUGAAGUCAUUUAGUCAUGAAGAAAAGGCACUUAAGGUCGCCUAUUGGGAGAUAGACGGUGCGAUAUCGGCUUUUGAUACUGCCCUGAGCUUCCUACCUGGAUGGACUGAUGUAGGCAGAGAGCCACUCCUCCCAGUACAGAGACUUAAGAAAUACUUGCGCUCGUAUGUUGGGGUGAUCAUCGAUGAGCGCCUGGCAGAUGAUCGUAUCUUGCAUCUUCCACAUCCUGCGUCGGAAGAGUGCUUUAGCCUUAUAAAAGAGAUCACCGCGGAGAUGAAGUAUAUGUUCGCGAACGGUAGGCCCUCAGAUGGGCGGCGUUUGGACCUAUAUAUCACACCUCACGACUUCAAAUUUUAUGGAAAGAAAGAAUUGAACCCAAUAUUUUUACCAGAUCAACACGUACUGGUUGAAGCGUACUGGCGUGACGGGUAAUGAACUUCAGUCCCCGCCCGAACUAAUAUGGUAGAUUACUAACUCACCUGGUAUAUUA